CACCGUGGUGAAUCCUUGAACUUUUUUUUUCAAGUUGUGUCAUCGCAAACGACGGGUCAUAUGACACCGAAGCGUGUACAGCUCUUGUAAGCAUUUGUCCCUCCGUUUUUCCUCACUCAGCUCUAAUUCUUCACACAGGACACUCGAGAGGACAGAAUGCUGCCUUUCGUAAUUAUUGCAGUACUCUUGGCUUUUGCCUCCAGCAAGCCACUCGAUACUGAAGGAUCCAACAACAAGCUGCUCCUGUCACUAAACAAGAAUCUUCUUCGCUCUCUGGAAAAUCAGGAUGGACUUCCUAAUCCCAGUGUCCACCUGGCUCUUCGACUGUCAAAUCACCACAACCAAGCCAAGGAGACAGAUUAUCUCAACAGACUGAAAAAUAACCUGCACGAUGACAUUCAAACUUCACUCACAAACAGCCAGGCUGUGACUGGCCUCAUCGCUCUGUACAGUCUGGCCCUGAAGUCCUCCUGCUAUGACCUCAACACCAUCACCUUCUUGGUGAACGACAAGAAUGAGACACUGCUGACACACCUAAAGAGACAGAUGGAGCAGGAGAAAGAUCACAUCGCCUUCAGCCACCGCCCUUUGACCAACUAUUACCAGUACAGCCUGGGUGUGCUCGCUCUCUGUGUGAGCGGCAUAAGGGUCAACCACCAUGUCAGCCACAAGCUCAUCAAAGCAGCAGAAAAUGAGAACUUCAACCAUGGAGAAACGGAGAGUGUUGAUACCUAUGCUAUGGCUGGAAUGGCCCUCCAGUGUGUGAAGGACUCUGGGUCAUAUGCGCACAAUGCAGCAGAGCUGGACACAUCUCUCAACAAGAUCAAGCAGAAGCUUCUGGCCUCUCGUAGAUCUGACGGUCAUAUUGGCAAUGAGUUCAGCACAGGUCUGGCAGUUCAGGCCUUAUUGGCAAUGGGCAGUGAGAUUGGAGAGUGUGCUGCAUCAAUGGAGGCCAUGAGAACAGCUGCCAGAAGUAACACUUACCACAACCCCAUGGCCAUUUCUCAGACUCUGCCAGGUCUACAGGGAAAAUCCUACCUGUCGGUAAAAACUCAGGACUGCCGCAACGAGGAUGACACAUUGGUGGACACAUCGGAGCCCGUAGUUCCUGUUGUGGUUUUACCAAGUGAAACCAAAGUGAAUAUGAAGGUAGAAGUGGUGACGGCCAGCGGAGCAGCAGCUCUAUACUCUGUGGACGUGCCAAAGGGGAGAUCCCUGCUGGAAGCCCUCAAGCUGCUUGAGAGAAGGAAUGUUGGCUUCACAUUUCAGAAGGAAUCCAGUCUUUGGGGACCAUUCUUAAGCGCAGUAAACGGAGAGCAGGCCAGGCAAAGCGACCGCAGAUACUGGCACCUUUCUUCUGAUGGCACGGCUCUCACUGAGGGUGUUGGCGAUUUCAAGAUCAACGCUGCCCAAAAGAUCACCAUCAAAAACACAAGUUACUGAUAAUGCAGCUCUAACUACCAUGACUUACAAAUUCUUUACCUUCAAAUGUUUUCUAUCACUAUUCUAAUCUGUGAUUAUAGCUAAAUUGUCUGCUGCUAUAAUGUAUGUGUGCACGCAUAAAUGGCUUGCAAAAAAAUGUAAUUUGGCACUACUUUAAUGGUUUUUGCUCAGCGUUUUAAUUUCAGUACCUAAAUUGUAAAAUGAAUAUUUACAAUUUUGUGAAACGUUUCAUGAAAUUGUGCUCUUUAAACAAAAUAAAGUUGUUGUGACCUAUUAAA
Girardinichthys multiradiatus is the source of this 1721-nucleotide messenger RNA. RefSeq names its product transcobalamin II (gene tcn2). NCBI's taxonomy places the organism in Eukaryota, Metazoa, Chordata, Actinopteri, Cyprinodontiformes, Goodeidae. The transcript is spliced from 10 exons. Gene Ontology annotation, molecular function: cobalamin binding. The coding region runs from base 157 to 1443 and encodes 428 amino acids. Gene Ontology annotation, biological process: cobalamin transport. The record is from RefSeq and is a predicted model, not a curated record.